Molecule: messenger RNA, 2181 nt
Organism: Dendrobium catenatum
Lineage: Eukaryota; Viridiplantae; Streptophyta; Magnoliopsida; Asparagales; Orchidaceae
Product: probable inactive purple acid phosphatase 1
Exons: 13
Coding region: 234-2075 (613 amino acids)
Molecular function (GO): acid phosphatase activity; metal ion binding
Source: RefSeq, a predicted model, not a curated record
GGUUCGAUCGUAACCAGCCAUUCAUAUCUUUGACCUCAUAGUGUCGGAUGUGUUGGACAUGGCAUUUCUAAUUACUAUUAAUCUCCCAAUUUGUUCUUAUUACGCUCUCACGAUCUCCUUCUCAUCUCUUUAAUAAUCUAUCCGAGUUCAAAUUUGCGCUGCAUUAAUUCGGGAAUCUAAGCGAGGAGCUGUUAUCUGCAGUGGCGAGUACUUCCGGAGCUCUUUCCGCUGGUAUGAUGAAGGCAAAUGCGUUAAUUUUAUUAAUUACUGUCUCAAAUCUAUUGAGACUUGGGGUAGUGAGGUCCGGUGGGGAGCAACCUCUCGAAAGGAUUGCAAUUCAUAGAGCCACAAUUGCUAUUGAUGAGUCAGCCUAUAUCAAAGCUUCUCCUGAGGUUCUUGGGUUGAAGGGGCAAAAUAAUGGAUGGGUGACUUUAGAAUAUACACACCCAAAUCCAUCAAAUGAUGAUUGGAUUGGCGUCUUUUCUCCCGCAAAAUUCAGUUCCGCAGUAUGUGAACCGGAAAGUGGGACAGAAGAAGCUCCUCUGCUUUGUACUGCUCCUAUUAAGUUUCAGUAUGCAAACUACUCAAGUGUCGAUUAUUCGGCUACUGGAAACGGAUUCCAGAAGCUUCAAUUGAUCAACCAGCGGGAGGACUUCUCUUUUGCAUUAUUUUCCGGUGGACUCUCAAAUCCAAAACUGAUUACUGUAUCAAAUACAAUUACUUUUGCAAAUCCAAAAGCACCUGUUUAUCCUCGCCUGGCUCAAGGAAGAAUUUGGAAUGAAAUGACUGUAACAUGGACCAGUGGAUAUGGCAUUGAUGAGGCUCAACCUUUUGUUGAAUGGGGUCCAAGUGGUGGUGAUCAAACACGUUCUCCAGCAGGAACCCUGACUAUCAGUCGGAACAGCAUGUGUGGCUCACCUGCAAGGACAGUUGGCUGGCGUGAUCCGGGAUUCAUACAUACAAGCUUUCUUAAGGAUUUGUGGCCUAAUUUAAUGUAUACUUACAAGCUCGGGCAUAGGUUAUUUAAUGGCUCUUAUGUUUGGAGCCGAUCAUAUAGCUUUAAGGCAUCUCCAUAUCCGGGCCAAGAUUCUUUACAGCAGAUUGUAAUUUUUGGUGACAUGGGAAAGGCAGAAGCUGAUGGUUCCAAUGAGUUUAGGAACUUCCAGCCUGGCUCUCUAAAUACAACCUACCAGUUGAUUAAGGACUUGAAUAAUAUUGAUUUAGUUCUCCAUAUUGGAGAUAUAUGCUAUGCAAAUGGUUACAUUUCACAAUGGGAUCAGUUUACUGCUCAAAUUGAGCCCAUUGCUUCAAGAGUACCAUACAUGGUUGGCAGUGGCAACCAUGAGCGAGAUUUUCCUGGAACUGGAUCCUUCUAUGAGAACAAAGAUUCUGGAGGAGAAUGUGGCGUUUUGGCAGAAACCAUGUUUUAUGUUCCAGCGGAGAACACAGCCAAUUACUGGUAUUCUACGGAUUAUGGUAUGUUCCACUUCUGUAUAGCUGACACUGAGCAUGAUUGGAGGCCGGGAACGCCGCAGUAUAAAUUUAUUGAGCACUGCCUAUCGACUGUUGAUAGACAAAAGCAGCCAUGGCUGAUCUUCCUUGCUCAUCGAGUUCUUGGUUAUUCAUCAGCUGAGUUCUAUUCUGAGGAAGGAUCCUUUGAGGAACCAAUGGGAAGAGAGAGUCUUCAAGAACUCUGGCAAAAAUACAAGGUUGAUAUUGCUUUCUACGGCCAUGUCCACAGCUAUGAAAGAACUUGCCCAGUCUACCAGAAUUCCUGUUUGCAAAAUGCUUCAAAUCAUUACAGUGGCCCCUUUACAGCAACUACCCAUGUCGUAGUUGGAGGUGGGGGAGCUAGCCUUGCUGAUUACGCCCCUUUUAAAGCAAGAUGGAGUCAUUUUAGAGACCAGGACUUUGGAUUUGUCAAGCUUACUGCAUAUAAUCAUACAAAUCUCUUGUUCCAGUACAAGAAGAGCAGUAAUGGCAAUGUUUAUGACUACUUCACAAUUACCAGAGAUUAUCCUGAUAUCUUAGCUUGCAGUUUUGAUAGUUGUCAAAGAACAACCUUAGCUACUUGAGCUGAACAAAUUGUCAAAUAUCAAUUGUAUUGUGUUGUGCUGAAUCGGCAAUGCAAAUAUUUCACAUUUCCUGCAUGAAUUUGGAAUGAGUUGGUUUUCUUACUUA